AUGUCAGACAACGAUUCCGACGCCCCUGAAGAAUUCACAGCCGAACAGGGUAUUCAACUAGACGAAGAGAUUCGAAAGAUUAAAAGAGAAAACACAAUUAGGGUUAAUACUGAAGAGAAAGAACGUCGGAGAAAACGGGCUCAAAAGUUAACACCUCAACCAUCCAAAGCUGCUAAAAAAUCUGUAUCAAUAACUGAAUCUGAAGAAGAACCAAACAAUGAUGCAGGAUUUCUUCCCGAAAGCAUUGUCCAACGAAACAAAGCUCUAGGAUUUCUUCCCAAAAACAUCGUCGAAAAGCUUGCUGCCCGCGAGAAACUUGUUUCCUUAACUGACACUAAUAAGGAGGAACAUGGAAUAAAGCCUACCAUUUCGAAGAAGAGAAAAUCCAAGGAUUGGGGUUUUGAACCUUGUAUUUUGAGCGAAUUAGGUCCUCCUCCAUGCUUACAGAGUGCCUUAGAUUUCUUGAAAGAAAGAAAAAUGGCAGUUCCGAGAUCGUCUGCUGUUUUGAAAAAUUCCAACCAAGCAUCGCGUGUUAUUUCUAGUUCUGGGAUCAUACCCCAGAAAUGA
Messenger RNA from Vicia faba (fava bean), 567 nucleotides. NCBI's taxonomy places the organism in Eukaryota, Viridiplantae, Streptophyta, Magnoliopsida, Fabales, Fabaceae. The record is from the annotation of a GenBank genome assembly.